ACGACAGAGGAAGAAACAAGACAACAGUAUUCCUGCUUUAACCAGAUGAAGCUGUGAAGAAAAUAGAUCUGAGAGAGAAAGGAUGGAAACACAACAGAAAGAGUCCAUGAAACGUAUCCGCAGACAUAGUCAGAGUGUCCUUCAAGACCUGCACCUCAAAGUGUUCAAAGACGAAGUCAAAGAUCAGACUCGUUCUCGAGGUCGUAGGGGUGAGAGACCUCUGACUCCCACAUGGCGUAAUUCUCUGGAUAGCCUUUUCACACGUAAAGGCAGCCUCAUUCUGUUGGAUGGAAACAAUGCUGUGGAAAUUUACAAAACCAACAAGUCAAGCCAGCCAGGAAUCAGAGGACGGUUGAGUGACUUGUACCUUCCUGCUAUCACAGGAACGAUGUCAAACCUGCAGGCAGCAAGCGCCAAACUCAGUCACUCAUGUCCUUAUCUCAGCACUAGCAGACGCCGCGGCUCCACUUCCUCCAUAAACUCACAAAGAGCUCCUGACUUCAAGCAGAGUUACCUCAAAGCACAGAAGGAGUCCAAAAAGUCAAAUGUGAUUGUGACGAUGACAUACAUGGGGCAGGGGCUUCCUGGAAACACGCGGGAUGAGAUGAAAGUGCUUCAGCAGAUUUGUGGAGGGGAGAACAUCUGUGUGUUUAAAGGAUUUGUCCAACCAGGGGAGCAGAUUCAGUUCACAUCCCAGAGACAUCUGGGCUUCCCCUUCAGUGCUACUAUCUUUGUGAAUGGAAUCAUGGCAGCCAGGAUCAGUUCAUGCUGUGAAUACAGAUACACCCCUGGCUUUCAGCAAGGCCGCAGGAGCUGCUUUAGACUGACCCGUCUAAAUGGAGGGAAACCCUGCUACAAAUGUGUGAAUUCAAGGCAUGGUAUUGGCACCCCAGCAAUCGAUAGUCCAGCACCGACCUUAACAAAAACCAUCAAUUCUAAUGAUGGUGUUAUGGAUUUGUGCCCUUCUUCCCCUUUGUUCAUCCCUCUUGGAAUGGAAAGAUCUGUGCAUAAGGCCAGAAAGCACUCAAAAGAUGGCAGUGUUUUGUCAACUGAUAGUGAAGACAUGAAUGGCAGCGUGAAAGAAAGAAGACAUCACAAACGGCCUAAAAAAACACGUAGUCAGUGGGGAGAGGGCCAAGGUUUGGAGGAAUCGCAACCACAUAAAGAUGGAAAUGAACUCGAAGACAAACCACUUUCCAACACCAAAGAACAACUGCAAACAUCAGCAAAAGAAAAUAUGAAAGUGACCGAAAAUAAAAUUAAAGUGCCAGAUUCAUUGCAGGAAGGAAAAACUCUGACUAAGCGUGAUGGGGAGAAAACUAUGGAUCCUUCGAAGUUGAAUGGAAAAAGCAGGAACAGGGGAAGACUGAGGGACUUCUAUGAAGAAUGUGUUGAAAUGAGCACUGGUCUGGAAUCAGGCCUAGACCAACAGAGGUGGUUCAAAGUAAACAAGUUUGAGAGGAAUAAAAUCAAAGAGCAGCUCACUUCAGGACUCCCUGCCAAUGGCUCGGCAUCAGAGGUGGAGCUUAGUGAGGAAAGUGACAGCAGUGUCACAGAAGCAAGGAAACCUAAAAUCAAUAGCAAACAAGGUCCAGAGGAUGAGAAGCAGCAAGACUUACAAAAACAGAUGGAUGCCAUGACAGAGGUGUUGAACAAUUCUGAUGAAGUGGAGCAGCUAAUACUGAGAAACACAGGUCUGACUGAUGAACUGCUCAAGAGUUUGGCAACAGCUCUCAAGAGAAGCCCAUCCGAAGUCACGGUGAUUAACCUUAAUCUGAACCAAAUCGGACCCCCUGGAAUCACUGUUUUACUAGACCUUCUGCAAGCCAAACCACAGAUCAAAGAACUACUAUUGUUUGGAAACCAACUUGGCGAUCUUGGAGUGCAGACCCUGCUCAGUGGAUUGGCUGAACUUCAAAAUAAAGCUGCAGAGCUGCAUGGAAACUCUGACCAGAUCCACUUCUCUCCUGUUAGCAUUGUGAUCAAAGAGUUAGACAUAGGUGGAAAUGGCUUUGGCAGUGAUGGCCUGAGGGUGCUGGCCACAUUCAUGAGGUAUCAUUCCCACCUUCAGUAUCUGGGCCUGGCACAAACAUCAUGUUCAGACACGGAGGCUUGGACAGUCUUGUUUGAAAGCCUAAAAGUGAACACUUCACUGACACACAUCAUCUUAGAUGAAAGCAGCCUUGGGGAUAAUGGUAUCAAGCUGUUUUCUGAGGCACUGAGAUCAAAUAAGACUCUACGGAAGGUGGACUUAGAUAAUAAUGGUUUUGGUGAGGUUGGAGGACAUUAUCUCCUGGAGGCUCUGCGCUCUGGAGGAAAAUGUUCCCUUGAGCACCUCAGCCUGGAGGGGAACUACAUCAGUACCGCACUCAUGGCCAACAUACAGCAGGAGCUCAAAUCUAACAGACCAGCUGCUCUGUAAAUGGAGAUGCAUCAUCAAUUAAUUUCUGCUUUACGACUCAAACCGCUGGUGGGAUGUAAAUAAGACUGACAUUUUUAGCACAGGACAGAAGGGAGCAACUUUGUGGCCAGUGUGUGUGUGGUUUCCAAUAAUUAAAAAAAUUGCUUUAUUCAAUCAUCCAUCUACUUGGGAGUUUAAACAGUGUAGGCAAAACUUCAGAGAAAUAUUUGCUUGGGCUCUUGACCCGGUCUUUACGCCACAAGCCAACAGAUUCUCCCACUCACGUCUUUGAAGUUUGUGAAUUGUCCGUGCGUCUAAUGGAAGUAGAUAUGUUCAAUUUGGUUCUGAGUAAUAUAAGAGAGACAAUUUAUUGGAUGACAAGUAAAAUGAUCUGUACCAAGAGAGCAGAAAUAUAGUUCUAGAUAAGAAUCUGUCUUAAUGCUCCAGGCAUUAUUUAAAAAUUGUUGCAGUGGACUUCAAGUCUGUUAUAUCUAUUAGGUUAACAUCAUAAAAAUCUGACUUUUCUGUUGUCUCUGGUUCAAAAGAUAAGAACAGACCUCUAUAUCAAAAUGUUAUUUUCACACAUUAUGGGCUUCCAUCCUACCAAAUGAAAGAAUAAAAGUAUUUUUUAGGAAUUUAGUGCCUGACCACAAUCUCAAAAACUUUUCUCAUUACAUAGACCUGAUUGUAAAUGUUGUACUGUUUUUAUGCCUGAUGAUUUU
Molecule: messenger RNA, 3123 nt
Organism: Pimephales promelas (fathead minnow)
Lineage: Eukaryota; Metazoa; Chordata; Actinopteri; Cypriniformes; Leuciscidae
Molecular function (GO): protein binding
Source: RefSeq, a predicted model, not a curated record